This is a messenger RNA of Vombatus ursinus (common wombat), 2570 nucleotides long. RefSeq names its product KIAA1191 ortholog. Bases 432 to 1358 code for a protein of 308 amino acids. The transcript is spliced from 9 exons. The record is from RefSeq and is a predicted model, not a curated record. Gene Ontology annotation, cellular component: cytoplasm. Lineage: Eukaryota; Metazoa; Chordata; Mammalia; Diprotodontia; Vombatidae.
AAGUCUCGCGAUCUCCCCGGCUUUUAUAAGGCCGGCUUGUAGACGCCGAACCACUUCUCUGUACUUCUCGCAGCUGAGGUGGUUUUGGGUCUUGGCGCUGCUUGCGUAAUGGCCUCGGUUCGCCCCGUGCUUCGGCUCUUAGGGAGUGACGGGGGCCUGGAGCCUUGUUAGUCUCAGCUUGCUGUCCGUGGCGGAGCCUUGGGCUGCGGACGGUCUCUUCCCACUCCCCUUUCCUCCAUCCCACCCCCCUCCUCACAGAAACCCAGCUGUCCAUAGAGCCUCUGCAUGAGAGCUGCUUGGGACUCUUUGCUAGUUCAUCACUAGCUGCAGAAUGUUUCCUUUUGACAUCUUUGUCCUAUCUGCCUAACUUUCAUCGUGGGAAUCAGAGUUCUGGAUAUCUAUCUAGAGAAACACCUGGAUCACAGUCUUUCAUGGCAUCAUCCAGAGAGCCAGAUGUGCCUGCUAUUGAGCACAGUACAAGUGGGCUUCUAGGCAAGAUGUCUUUGCCAAUUGGAAUGCAUCGCCGGGCAUUCAGUUAUGAUGAUGUCCUGGAGGAUCCCACACCGAUGACUCCGCCUUCAGCUGACAUGUGCAGUAAGGUUCUGUGGAAAAAGCCGGUCAUCCCAGAUCGGAAGUACCAACAGCUUUCCAAGGUUGAGGAAGGAGAAAAUAGUUUCUCUGUAAACCCCUCAGCUUCCAGUGACCAAAUGAACAAGGCCCCAGUGGUGAAGGCCAAGGCUACGCACGUCAUCAUGAAUUCUCUGAUUACAAAACAGACACAGGAGAGCAUCCAGCGCUUUGAACAGCAGGCAGGAUUGACAGACGCAGGAUACACUCCCCAUAAAGGUCUCACCACAGAAGAAACCAAUUACCACCGUGUGGCAGAGGCAGUCCAUAAAUUGAAGUUACAAAAUGGAGAAAUGACAAAAGAAGAUAGACUGACUGCUUCAACCCAGUCUUCUCCAAGUGGUACACCCCAUUCUUCUCCCAAGCAAAAGCCUAGAGGCUGGUUUACUCAUGGAUCAUCUACUUCCUUACCUGGCCUAGAUAUCAGCAGCAUGGACUCUGGAAAUGGAGAUAGAGACAAAUCCUCAUCUGAAAAAUGGAGCCUUUUUGGACCAAGACCAAGAACACUUCAGAAAUCCGACUCGGGUUUCAGUGUCCAGUCCUACAAAGGUAUGCAGAAGCCAUCACCAAUGGAGAUCAUUCGGGUUCAGGCUACUAGAAUUGCAGAAGACCCAGCAGCAUUCAAGCCACCUAAGAUGGACCUUUCCAUGAUGGAAGGAAAGAAACAACCUCCACGAACUCAUAACAUCAAACCAAGGGACAUGAAUGUGUUGACUCCUACAGGGUUCUAAAGCUCCCUUUUCAUAAGAGCAAAGUUGCUUUCCCUGGUGAACCCCUGUUAUGUAGAGAGAGUAUCUUAGACUUUUCUUUCUUCCCAUCCACCUUGCACUUGACAUAGGAACGAUGUCAUCCAUUUACAAUUCUGCUGAGGAUAACAUUCCUGGGGAAGUAGUGAUUGUUUCUUUAAAUACUUGUAGCAAAGCUUGAAUCUUUCUAAUGCAGAAAGACCUAUUCUAUAAUGUCCCAAAGUUGGUCUGAAUAACUUCUCAAAGUACAUUCGAUCACAGCCAGUUACUGAUCUAUAGAACUAGAUUGCAGGGGACGAGGAAAAUAAUUAAAAUCUAAUAGACUUUGUUCUGCAUAUUUUAUCCAAGAUAAAUAUUUGUUUGGUGCUUCUUUUCUUUGAUAAAGAACAUUCCUAUUUUCUAUCUUAGUUGCUGGAGUUAACAGCUUCUUCUUAGAGAACACUGCUCCUCUGGAAUCAAGGCACUGGUUCAGGUGCCCUGUUUCCUGGUUCCUUCCUGGCCAAGAAUAGAGAGAGGCAGUAGCCUAACAGGAAAAGUCCUUUGGAAGUGGAGAUUGCUGCUGUCUUGUGACACUUAUGAAAAAGAUAUUUAAAAGGUAUUAUUAGUCCUUUGGUUAAGGGCUUGAAGCAGAAGAUUUGGUCUGCUCUGCCCUACCAGUGGAUUUUUAUUUUUGGAAAGACUGAAUGCUGAGGAUUGUGGUUUGUCACUGCCUCCAGUACAUAAAAAAGUGGUCCGUGUUCACGUUAGCAAUAGGUAGUGCACUAAGUUCAUAAAGAUUAAUAACUGAUUCUGUGCAAUGUUUUGUGCUGUAGAGGAACUGCUGAAAUAACUUAUUUUUUAAAAACUUGAAAACUCAAGGAAGCUCAGCAUAAUCUUCAGUGAUCUGAGGUAAAUCAUCCUGUGACUUCCACUCCCCAAAUAUUGGCCUGAAUCCUUUCUUACUAGAAAAGGAUAAGCUGCUGGGAGAAAUAAAAGCUUUUCUCUUUGGGAACUUAAAACAAAACUGAACCAUCCCUUUAUUCUCCCCUCCCACCAACAGAUGAUUGAAAUAAUUUUAUUACCCUUUAACAUCGCUGAGGUCUCGUUCUCGGAAGCCUGUUUCAUCUCCUACUUCCUGGUUUUGUUUUGUGGAGUGCUCCCUAAAAUGCUGUUUCUGAGAAACACAGUACCCAAGAAGGCUUGGGCCCUUGUAUUUCA